Messenger RNA from Lingula anatina, 2335 nucleotides. RefSeq lists its product as uncharacterized. The record is from RefSeq and is a predicted model, not a curated record. Gene Ontology annotation, molecular function: zinc ion binding; RNA polymerase II cis-regulatory region sequence-specific DNA binding; nuclear receptor activity. Gene Ontology annotation, biological process: positive regulation of transcription by RNA polymerase II; hormone-mediated signaling pathway; negative regulation of transcription by RNA polymerase II. Lineage: Eukaryota; Metazoa; Brachiopoda; Lingulata; Lingulida; Lingulidae.
UAAACUGGAAGACUCAAAAAAGCUAUUAAGUGGAGCUUAUGAACUUAGUGAUAGCUCAAGUUUCACUUGCAGUGAAGAUGAUAGUAAAAUGGACAGUUGCAAUUCAUCUUGUCUCCAGAAGUUCUCUUCCUCAUCAAGGGAGAGGUUGUCUUUGGACCCAUAUAGGGUUGUAAGUUGCAAUACAGAAAAUGCCAAGGCAGAGCAGGGCAGGGAAAGAAAGCAUUGCCAAGUCUGCGGGGACCUGUCAUCUGGAUUCUAUUGUGGAGCUUUUGUUUGUGAAGCAUGCAAGAAGUUCUAUUUGCGUAGUCUUAAACAGAAUUCCAAGAAAUAUUCUUGUCUAAAGAAAGGCCAGUGCCAGGUUUCCAAAGAAACGAGGACAGUUUGCCAAUACUGUCGUUUCAGGAAGUGCAUUGCAAUAGGCAUGACUAAACAUGGCUCCUCCUCAGGAAAUGAAGCAGACAUAUCCAACAUUCCGUGCCGUGUGUGUGGGGCACCUUCAUCAGGAUUUCACUUUGGAGCUGUCACCUGUGAAGGAUGUAAAGGCUUUUUUAGGCGAACAGUACGUGAGAGAGACAACUACUACUCUUGUAGCAAACGUCAGCAGUGUUCCAUCACAGAAACAACAAGAAACAUCUGCAAAUACUGUCGUUAUAAAAAGUGUCUUAGUGUUGGCAUGAAAGUUGAUGGUAGUAGAAUUGGUCGUCAACCAAAUGCAUUUAAGCAUGCAGCAAUGUUAGAACUGAAGCAGAUGCAUCAUGCAGUAGACCACCAGAGUCUGAAACCACCCUCGCAUCCGUCCCCAGUGCCUGUCAGCACAACAUCACUGGAGCAAACUACAUCUGUGUCACUGGCGCCAUCUACAUCAUCUGCUACAACAGCUGUUCUAGACAAGGAACCUAAGGAAGGUGAUGUAGAACCAGUGGCACCGAAGGAAGAUCUAGCAUCUUUGCUAAUCAAGGAACCCCAGGAAGAUGAAGAGGAACCAGUUGUGAUUGAAGAUUCUGCCUUAGAGGAAUUGGUUCAAGUUUUGAGUGAGGCUUUUGAAGAACUGAAGAGGUUGCAAAGAAAUGAAUUACCAGUGGACUGCCUGACAUGGGAAUUGAUGAAUUAUGGCAGCUGAUGAUGGAAAAUUUUGAAAAAUGUGCAAAAUGUGUCCUAUCCUUUGCAAAGAAGCUGCCAUACUUCAAGGAACUGUCGAUUGAGGAUCAAAUUUGUCUGGUCCAAAACUCUAUUUACCAGCUGGUACAUACAUUACUUGGAACUUUAUAUGAUAGCGUCAGCAAGGAAUACUGUUACUUUCAUUUUCCAAAGCGCAUUGAACAAAAAAUCCUGAUGUUGUUCCCUCAGUUCCAACCCAUAGUUGACCACUUUCAUGCUGCAGGGAGUGCAAUUCAGCUGCUUAAUUUGAAUAAUGAGGAGAUGGGGUUCUUCACUGCACUGCAGUUAUUUUCUUCAGAUGAAGGAGAGUAUGAAAAUGAGAAAAAGAUAAAUGAUAUACAAGAAAAGAUUUCAGCAGGACUUUAUGAGUAUUUGUUCAAGAUGUCUCCAGAGAACAGUCUACAGCGGUAUGGACUCAUUCUUCUGCAGCUUCCAGUCCUGCGAUUGAUCAGUAUACAACAUCAGCAGAUUAUAAAAGACAUGCAUAAAAAGAGAGAAGAUAUUGAAUUCCACCCAUCUCCUUUGUAUGAAGAGAUGUUUAUAGAAAAUGGAUAAUAGAUUUGAAAGAUAUUUGCUUAUAUUUUUAUCAGGUGGGGCAAUUAAAACUGCCUUGUUUUCUUAGAGGGGAAAAUAUAAAGGUAAUCAUAGUUGUUCUUUUACAUCAAAAGCUUCAUUGUGUCUGGUAUUGGUUCGCAAAAGAAGGACAUCUAAUUUUUAAAUUCCUAUCUGAGCAAGAAGCUUUUCUUCAAAAGAUUAUUUAAUGAGGAAAUUUUCUUCAAAAGAUUAUUUAAUGAGGAAAUGAAAGUUAAUUUAUAUUCAACUAUACUGUGAAAUAGCAUAUUGUAUAAUAUUAUUAUACAAUAUUAUACAAUAUUGUAUAAUAAUAUUAUACAAUAUGCUAUUGUAUAUUGUAUAAUAUUAUUAUUGAUGCCUUAUUAACACUAUUUGGGGAAAGAAACAGGAGUAUGGUUUAUCAGUUAUGUUCACAAACCCCUGGCAGACGGACUUCUUUUUUAAUGCAUGGCAUAACAGAAUUUAGGCUAUGAUUUAACAGCCAGGGACAAUCUACAUCCUCUGUUUUUAUUAUAAAACAGUCAUAUUCCAUCCAAUAUUUGGAAUGUUAUUGUCUCAGUCAAUGCAAUUGCAUCAAUUGUCAUAAAUGAGCUCUUCAGAUGAA